ACCUCCACCAGGAUGUCGCUAGUCGCUUUACUCCCCUCGACAGGCUAUCUCCUGGCAUAUACCCUUCCCCUAUUAAUUAUAUCUGUAAUAUCGACAUUUGCAGGCCCAUUCCUCACGUUUGAUCGGACACGAGCGUUUCGCCCUCGGCCCGAUGCGGGAUACACGGAAGAUAUGCCUGGGUCCUUCGGGUACAGCAGCAAGCAUAAGAGGUUCAGGUUGAAGCUGGAAGGGGGGAUUGGAGGGCUCAUGGUCGGAUACCUGUUUGGCUUGCACGCAGCGACGUUCCUUGCGCUUCUCAUACCGGCGACAAGCUCAUCUGCGUCUCUAUCCCACAAAUCAUUCGUCGCCGUAUGGCUUCUGUCCGUGAUCCCUACCACCUUCAUUGCGGGCCGUUGGCGAAUAGCUGCCAUCCUAUUCGGUGCUAUCUCUGGGGGCGCGACGUUUGCCCUCUCUGUUUGCGUCAUUAUUCAUCCGACCCUGCUCACACGCAUCGUCUUCACCUCCGUCGUAUUGCCCAUUCUCACUGUCUUCUGCUUGCUCCCGAUCCCGAAAACUCAGCGCUGCGUUAUCCGGGUUGCGUACGCGUCCGUGGGAGCCUUUGGAACCGUACUUUCUGUCGCGCUCCUCGCCAAUGUACCCGCUUGGGCGAACGUUUGGGAACGUUUAUGGGUCAAGAAUGAUGUGGAGUGGGGCACGAUACAUGAGAAGGGGCUGAGUGCCGCCUGGUGCUUCUUGGUAGUGCUUGGCUUCGCCUGCGAUUGCGUUUUACACCGCAAGUUCGGCGAGAAUCCCGAUCAGACUUGGGACAGCUAUCUGGCUGGAUACGCCGCAAGCUUACCGAACGCGGCCGAUCGAGCUGGGACGUUCAAGCCUCUUUCUUCGUACUGGAAUAAUUUCCUGCACAAAAACAAUCCCAUGGUCAAGGAGCCGAACGCGGAGGCGGUCGCUAUGUACGCCGACACCAAGGCAUUGCUCUCGACGCCACAAACUCCUAUAAAGCUGUCGAAGCAGAAGUCCAUGUCCCAACCGCCGCAGUUUCAAGCCACCCGACCCGGGUUUUUGCGGAAGAAGAGUACUCAGGCAGCGAUGGAACGUCUUGUCACCCGCGCCAACGACGGGCGGCGACGCAAGGACCGCGGUGUCAAGUUCGGAGCGGAUUACUCCAGUGAAAGCGACGACGACAGCGAUCACGACUCUCCGAAAGUCCAGCGCCCGUGGCUGGGCACAAACGUCAGCGCGGUUGACUCUACAGCAUCGGUCACGACGCUGGUUGAGGAUGACGAGGAUCUUUCUGUACCGAAACUGAACGUCGGCAAGGAAAAGGCGCGGAUCAAGCGUAACCUUGGCAAGCCCGACGAUCCCGCUCCCGAGUAUUCCGAUUUCGAGGAAGACAUCGUUGAAGACAAGAACGCCGAUCGAAAAUCUCCGGAGUGGGAACCUGAAUUUCUACGCAAGCAUCGCGCCUCGAUCGGCAAAGCACCUGUCCCGCGAGGCUUCACCCCCUCGGCGCCGUCUCAUGAACCGACAUCCUCCCAAGCCAACUCAUCGUCUUCCCAAUCCACGUCCACGCCUCUUCGCCCAGUCCCCGCGACACCAUCGCUUAUCAAGGCUAUCGACCGUGUUGCCAAAGCGCAGGAGGCGGCCUACGGGCUUUCUAUGUCCGAUCAUGCGCUGUCGUCUACGAAUGUGUCGUCGGAGUUUAGCGGAAUCAUGAUGCCCACCGCGAAACCUGGCACUGUUCGUCCUGGACUGCCCGCGCACAAGAGUUCUGAUGCGCCGUUGGAGGCAGGCAUGCCACGACCGGCGGCUAUCCCUGACUCUGACACGAACAAAGGGCACCGGUGGCAAAAUUUCUGGAGGGAGGUGAAGGAGAAAGCUGCGGAGCACUGAUGUGGCGCCCGACCGUACGGACUUGCUUUACGACUUUAUGACUCACGAGUUGACACGAUGUACGCGAUUUCAUGAUGCUAUUUAUCUCACCUAUUAUUCUUGCCUUCCAUUGUGACACUAGUGUUCUCCAUAGUGCCAACAUUUGUACGCUGAACGAAU
Molecule: messenger RNA, 2049 nt
Organism: Punctularia strigosozonata HHB-11173 SS5
Lineage: Eukaryota; Fungi; Basidiomycota; Agaricomycetes; Corticiales; Punctulariaceae
Exons: 4
Coding region: 13-1890 (625 amino acids)
Source: RefSeq, a predicted model, not a curated record